UAAAAAAUUUAUUUUUUUAAUCGCAGUACUUUUGUGAAGAAUGAUUUUUUAUUCACGAUCAGUCGAAGUUGGUUAAAUUUUUAUGGAACUUUUAUUCGGUGUGAGAGUGAGAUUUUUCGAAAAUUUUUGUAAAAUUAGAUAAAUUUAUACUGUUAUUAUAUUACUAUCGCGUACGUUGCAAUCGUCACGCCUCAUCGGUCAUAAAAGCAUACGUGCAGUAUAGUGCGAUAGGACUAUCAACAGGAGACGGUUGAUAAUAUUCAAUGAUCGUAUGCGUUCGAAAAAAUUAAUCCUAUCGCUUGUUUGUCAUUUACGGAUACGUGCACAUUUUCUGGAAAAAAAAUGACAGUCGAAUUAAAGAAGUUUCUCUAUGGAUUGUUAACUGAUGUAGAAGGUUUACAUAGUAUAUUAAUUACGGACAGGGAUGGAGUACCUGUUAUAUCUGUAGCCAAUGAAAAGGCACCAGAGUUAGCUACAAGAGCAAGUUUCUUGUCUACUUUUGGAAUGGCUACAGACCAAGGAAGUAAACUGGGACUUGGCAAAAAUAAAACCAUUAUAUGCAUGUAUAGUAAUUACCAGGUAAUCCAAAUGAAUAAGUUGCCGUUGGUUGUUAGUUUUAUCGCUAGUCAUAAUUGCAACACCGGCCACGUGUUAUCACUAGAAAAUAAGAUUGAUCCUAUCUUAAGUAGUUUAAAAAAUGCGGUAGUGGAAGCCUGAUGGUUACCUGUUGUCCAUUACGGGUGAUAAGCACUGCUGAACACUGUUCAGAUAUGGAUUAUAAGGAUUGUGUAAACUGUAAUUUUUUUUUGUUUUUUUGAGGACAACAAACAUGUUUUCACAUUUUUACUCGCAUUUGUUCGUAAUGUUGUAGGUAUGUUUUCGAAAAGUAACGAUUAUUACAUAAUACUAUCAAAACGUAUUACAGAUCUCUUUUUGAGAAAUCCAUAGACAUACUUGAAGUUAGAAUAUUAUUUAUUUAAAAAAAAUACUAUACGUGUGAUAUUUUUUAUAAAAUCAUGUAUUUUAACUUUUCAAUUUAUGGGACUAAGUAAUUUUAGCAAGUAAUAAAUAGUCAAGAAUUUUUUUAAAUUGGUAGAUUUUAAAUAGAAGAAUAAAUUUCAAAAUCACGAAACUUCAGAAAACAUCUAAAUAUAUUAAUGCAGUUGUACAAUUUUUAAACAUAUACUACAUAGAAUCUUUUGUAAAAUUAUUAGAAUAUAAUAAUAAAUUAAGUAAUUGGAUUUGUGAUAAGAGAUUUUUAACAACAUUUAACAAGAUAUUGCAUAAUUUACUUUAUCAACUAUAUUAUUUAAUUAUAACUGAUACAUAUAAUUUAAUGAAUAUGAAUAAUCAAAUGGAGAUUAGGAUUUCAAAUAAUUACAUUUAUACAAUUUCUGCAGAAGAAUCAAAGAAAAUUUUAUUAAAUCAUACAUAAAAUUGAAUAAAUAAUCAUUUCUAGUAACAUUUUUGAAUAAGUAAAGUAAUAUAAGAAAUGCACAACAUGGAAGAAAUAUGAAUUAUUAUAAAGAGUAAACCAAGGCCUUGCCCUCAAGACCAUUGAGAAUAUUUUGCGCUGCGAUUAUCGACAUAUCGUUACGGGUCUUGAUUGUUGCGCUGCCCACAUGUGGCACAAUUUCUGUAAUUACCAAAAUAAAAAAUUGAUAUGUCAUGUAUGUUCUAAAUUA
Molecule: messenger RNA, 1685 nt
Organism: Solenopsis invicta (red fire ant)
Lineage: Eukaryota; Metazoa; Arthropoda; Insecta; Hymenoptera; Formicidae
Gene: Lamtor3
Product: ragulator complex protein LAMTOR3-A
Exons: 3
Coding region: 343-717 (124 amino acids)
Biological process (GO): cellular response to amino acid stimulus; positive regulation of TOR signaling
Cellular component (GO): Ragulator complex
Source: RefSeq, a predicted model, not a curated record